Molecule: messenger RNA, 1266 nt
Organism: Adineta ricciae
Lineage: Eukaryota; Metazoa; Rotifera; Eurotatoria; Adinetida; Adinetidae
Source: the annotation of a GenBank genome assembly
AUGAAGUGGUCGCAACAUGCCAUCAACUGUUUGAUAGUGUUCGUAAUUUGUGAUUCAUGCUUUCAUCGAGUCAGUUCUCUUGAGAAUGGACUUCUACGACAGCCACCGAUGGGCUGGUUAACAUGGCAACGAUUUCGUUGUGUCACUGAUUGUCAUCAAAAUCCGGAUUCAUGCAUUAGCGAGAAAUUAAUUCGAACACAAGCUCAAUUACUUGUCAGUGGUGGGUACUUAGCGGCCGGAUAUGAAUACAUAAUUAUUGAUGAUUGUUGGCUAAAUCAAACGCGAGCAGCUGAUGGUUCAUUGCAACCAGAUUUUGAUCGUUUUCCCAGUGGUAUUCGUGCUCUCUCUGAUUAUGUACAUUCAUUGGGAUUAAAAUUCGGUAUUUAUGAAGAUUAUGGUACACAGACAUGCGCUGGUUUUCCUGGUGUCUUGGGGCAUUUAGAACAAGAUGCUAAAACGUUUGCGUCGUGGAACGUUGAUUAUUUAAAACUCGAUGGAUGUAACGCUGAUAUUAAAGAUUUUGACACUGGUUAUCCAUCCAUGGAAAAUGCUUUGAAUGCCACCGGACGGCCAAUUGCAUAUUCAUGUUCAUGGCCAGCUUAUCAAGAAUACUCAAAAAUAAAGCCGAACUAUUCGGCAAUAGCUCAAACGUGUAAUUUAUGGCGUAAUUGGGGCGAUAUUGAUGAUUCAUGGGAUAGUGUUUAUUCGAUCAUCAAUUGGUUUGGCGAUAAUCAAGAUCGUUUAUCACCAUUCCACGGUCCUGGUCAUUGGAAUGAUCCUGAUAUGAUAGUCGUGGGUAACUAUGGCUUGAGCCCCGGUCAAUCACGAGCACAAAUGGCGCUUUGGUCAAUCAUGGCUGCGCCCUUGAUUCUCUCGGUUGAUUUAAGAACCAUCAGCGAUUGGGCGCGUGAGAUUAUUCUAAAUAAAAAUCUAAUUGCUAUCAAUCAAGAUCCACUUGGAGUCAUGGGACGACGUAUUCUUAAAUUAGAUGGUGAUGUUCAAGUCUGGAGUAAAUCAUUACAAGAUGAUCGUACAGCUUUUGUCGCACUUUUCCCUCAACCAUACGGCACACCGAUUCACAUGAGUAUCCUACUAACUGAUCUUGGUUUAGGUCGUUUUGACGAAUAUGAUUUUUUCGAAACAUUUCAUGAUGAAUUUCAUGGUAAAUAUCACAAGACGGAUCGAUACAAUUUCACAAUCAAUCCAGCUGGCGACGUUCACGCAUUCUAUGUCGAACAAGCAGUGAUUAAAUCACAAAAAUUUUGA